AUGUGCCCCCUGACACUGACUGGCGUAGGGAGGCUGAAUAUAGGACUGUCCAGCUCAGCUCCUCCUGGGACCCUCGUACUGCUCGCCACCACCAGCCCCUCCAGCGAAGCAGCUCCCACCAGCCCCCUACCACCCGGCCUCGGAGGGACCCCCACCUCUGCUCACUGUGCCAGCAGCUCCCUGCUGAGCCGUCACGCCCCUAUUGCCCGUCCUGUGGCGCCUACGUGGCCCGGUUCCGCCCGAACAGCUGAUCAGGACCGACCACCACACCCCCUGCAGAUCUCACAGUUUGAGAGUUCAAGAGUCCAGAUGCCUCAUAACCAUCAGUAUGAGCUGAACUCAGACAUAACAUUUCUGUUCUUAUAUUUACAUCGUGCCAACACAUUAUUAUUAUAA
Molecule: messenger RNA, 396 nt
Organism: Xyrichtys novacula (pearly razorfish)
Lineage: Eukaryota; Metazoa; Chordata; Actinopteri; Labriformes; Labridae
Source: the annotation of a GenBank genome assembly